GAAAACCGGGACAUUUUCAGUGUUGGACUACGUUUCCCACAGGCCCCAGGGACACGAAUGAACUUCGACUUUUGGUUCCCCUUCCGGUAUCGUCGUGGUUAUUGGAGUAUGCCUGUUCUGCAAGAGAAGCCCCCUGAAGUGGAGGAGAGCGCUGCCACUUAAAAGCCGGUUCAAGUUUUGACAGAGGAACAUGUCAGCAGAGUUCCUCACACUGUCAUGGCAGAAAUGGAAUUCCCGGACCAAUUCUUCACAGUUCUAAGCAUGGACCAUGAGCUGGUGACAUUCAGGGAUGUGGUCAUCACCUUCUCUCCAGAGGAAUGGGAAUAUCUGGAUUCAGCUCAGAGGAACUUGUAUUGGGAUGUGAUGAUGGAGAACUAUAGCAACUUGGUCUCACUGGAUUUGGAGUCUAACUAUGACCCAAAGUGUUCGUCUACUAGAAAGGACAUCACUGAAAACAAUGGGUCUCAGUGCAAAGUAACAGAAAGUAAAUUCAUUGGUCUCGAGAGCUCCAUUUUCAGAAAUGACCAGCAAAGCAAAGACAAGUCUGAAGUACAAAGACCUGAAGUGGGAUAUUUCAGUCAAAUGAAAAUCAAUUCUGAAAAACUGCCCAAUUACAAACAUCAUAAGUCUCUUAUAUCACAUCACACAACUCAUGAUAGCCAAAACCCCCAUGCAUAUAAGAAAUAUGGGAAGGUCCUUAACUGUGACUUAAAUUUUGAUGAAUAUGAGAGAAUACAUACCGGUGAGAAAACAUAUCAUCAAUAUAAUGCAUAUUGGAAGACCUUUGGAGAUAACCCACAUACCCUACAACUGAAAAUACAUAGUGGUGUGAAACCUUGUAAAUAUAUGGAAUCUGAGAAUGCAUUUAGUUUUUAUGAAGACCUUAGUAUACAGAAAAUGCAUGAUGACCAGAAGUGCUAUAAAUGUAAGAAAUAUGAAAGGACCAUUAGAAGAGUUGAAGAAAUACCUCCACUACAAGUAAUUCAUGAUGCUGAGAAACCCUAUGAAUGCACUUUCUGUGGUAAAUCCUUUAGGGUGCAUACGCAACUUACUCGACACCAGAAAAUCCAUACUGAUGAGAAACCUUACAAAUGUAUGGAAUGUGGCAAGGACUUUAGGUUCCAUUCACAGCUCACUGAACAUCAGAGAAUUCAUACUGGUGAGAAACCAUACAAAUGUAUACAAUGUGAGAAAGUCUUUAGAAUUAGUUCACAGCUUAUUGAACAUCAGAGAAUUCAUACAGGUGAGAAGCCUUAUGCAUGUAAAGAAUGUGGGAAGACCUUUGGAGUCUGUAGAGAACUUGCUCGACAUCAGAGAAUUCAUACUGGAAAGAAACCCUAUGAAUGCAAGGCAUGUGGAAAGGUCUUUAGAAACAGUUCAUCGCUGACUAGACAUCAGAGAAUUCAUACUGGUGAGAAACCCUAUAAAUGCAAGGAAUGUGGGAAAGCUUUUGGAGUAGGCAGUGAACUUACUCGACAUCAGAGAAUUCACAGUGGUCAGAAACCUUAUGAAUGUAAAGAGUGUGGAAAGUUCUUUAGACUUACUUCAGCACUUAUUCAACAUCAGAGGAUUCACAGUGGUGAAAAACCUUACGAAUGUAAGGUGUGUGGGAAGGCUUUCAGACAUAGUUCAGCCCUUACUGAGCAUCAGAGAAUUCAUACUGGAGAGAAACCUUAUGAAUGCAAGGCCUGUGGGAAGGCCUUUAGACACAGUUCCUCCUUUACAAAACAUCAGAGAAUUCAUACUGGUAAGAAACCCUAUGAAUGCAGUGAAUGUGGAAAAACCUUUAGCCUGAAGCAAAACCUCAUAGAGCAUAAGAAAAUGCAUACUGGAGAAAAAUCACAUGAAUGUACUGAAUGUGGUAAAGUAUUCUCUCGAAUGCCAGGUCUCAUUAAACAUCAGAGAAAUAAUACUGGAAACAAACCCUAUGCAUGUAAGGAAUGUGGAAAAGCCUUCAGUGGCAAAUCAUAUCUCACUGAGCAUGAGAAAAUUCAUACGGGAGAGAAACCAUUUGAAUGUAAUCAAUGUGGAAGAGCCUUCAGCCAGAAGCAAUACCUCAUUAAACAUCAGAAUAUCCACAGUGGAAAGAAACCCUUUAAAUGUAACGAAUGUGGAAAAGCCUUUAGCCAGAAGGAAAACCUCAUCAUCCAUCAAAGAAUACAUACUGGAGAGAAACCAUAUGAAUGCAAAGGGUGUGGGAAAGCUUUCAUUCAGAAGUCUAGCCUCAUUAGACACCAGAGAAGUCAUACAGGAGAGAAACCCUAUAUAUGUAAAGAAUGUGGGAAAGCCUUCAGUGGCAAAUCAAAUCUCACUGAGCAUGAGAAAAUUCAUAUUGGAGAGAAACCCUAUAAAUGUAAUGAAUGUGGAACAAUCUUUAGGCAGAAGCAAUACCUCAUUAAACAUCACAAUAUUCAUACAGGAGAAAAACCUUAUGAAUGUAAUAAAUGUGGAAAAGCCUUCUCUCGAAUCACAUCACUCAUUGUACAUGUGAGAAUUCAUACAGGUGAUAAACCUUAUGAAUGUAAAAUAUGUGGGAAAGCCUUCUGUCAAAGCUCAUCUCUUACUGUUCAUAUGAGAAGCCAUACAGGUGAGAAGCCCUAUGGUUGCAAUGAAUGUGGGAAAGCCUUCUCUCAGUUCUCAACUCUUGCUCUGCAUAUGAGAAUCCAUACUGGAGAAAAACCUUAUCAGUGUAGUGAAUGUGGGAAAGCUUUUAGCCAGAAGUCACAUCAUAUUAGACACCAGAGAAUUCAUACUCACUAAAAGCUCUAUGAAUGCCUUGAAUUUAGGAAAACUUUCAUCAGAACUCACACUUUAAUGGAAUACUGAAAAUUCGUUUUACAGUAAAGCGACAUGAAUGUGGAAAAUACUUCAACAACUCAAAAUUUAAAUACUAACAAUUUUAAUAAGUAUCGUAGUAUCAUGAAAACCUCUAUUCCCAGAACUCCCACAACAGACACUGUUAAUGAUGUACUUUUAGGAGCAAUCUCAUUAAGUAAGGAUCCAGUCAUGAGCACUAAGCAACAUGGUUCUGGAAGGCCUCCCUGAUGCAUUAAGAGGUAUAAAGAUUUGACAUUGAGAGACAAAAUUGUCAUUUUAAAAGUGUUUCACUACAUAUGUAAUCAGAAUUAUUUGUUCUUGAUUCAUUUGUAGAAAUCAGAGAUUGGGACAGAAUAUUGUAUUCAGAAACAUGCAUGCGUUUAUAAGGAAUUGUUCAUUGAUAGAGGUGGUUUCAAGGUUGGUCGGGAAAUGAAAUCAUGGAUGAUUCAAAAAAUGGUCUCAGGGUAACUGACUCUUCAUGUGGAAAAAUAAUAGAUCUCUGCUGUAGUAAUACAUUAAAGUAUUUAUUAUGAAAUCCCAAAGUAUUGAAGACUAAAAUGCAAAAAGCAAAACUUCAUAAUAUAAGAAUUUUAUAGGAGAAUGUUUUAAAACCUUUGUGGAGUAGGAGGGAAUUUCUAAAAUAGAUUCCAGGAUACUCUCAAGUAUACAUGCAUAUCCCCAAGAAACCAAUACAUGUGUCUAGGGAGUCAUGUAUCUUUAUGUUGAAGCAUGAAUUACAUUAGCAGAAAAACUGGAAACAAAUGUCUGUUGCUUGUGAAAUGGAUAAAUAAAAUGUGUUAUAGGCACAUAGUAGAAUAUUCUCUAGUAGUUAAGUAUAACAGGUGAUAUAUAUUUAAAUAUAUUAACAGAGAAAGACCUGAAAAGUCAUGUAGAGUAAAAACAACGAAGGGAUAAAUAUAAUCAUAACUGUGAAUUUGAAUUAAAUCAACACUAGCAAACACUAGUAUUAAGCAUUGAUUAUGGAUAAAUGUUUUUAUAUAAAACUGAAGAAUAGAUUGGAAAGAUACACACUCAAAUUCCCAAAGGUGGCUGCCUCUAGAAAGAAUGGUAGUGGAAAAGAAAUGGGACCAACCAUGGUAGUUAGAUACUUCAGUUUUGUAUCUAAACGCCUAUCAUAGGGGCGCCUGUGUGGCUCAGUUGGUUAAAUAUCUAUCAUUAAAAAGAUUCUAAGUAAAUAUAACAAAAUGUUAGUUACCUCUGGGUUGUGGUAAUAUAUGUGUUCUUUUCUUUGUGAUAUUUCUGAAAAUUAAAAAACAGAGGUAGGAAAGCUGUACAUGGAGUAUAUGUAAUAAUAGACUCCCAAUCCCAGAUAGAUAUUAAUAUUUUAUAGGAAAUAUUUCUAAAUCAUAUCUUUACUGUAAGUUAUUUCUUAAAAUUGGGAUGGUAGCUUA
Molecule: messenger RNA, 4229 nt
Organism: Lontra canadensis (Northern American river otter)
Lineage: Eukaryota; Metazoa; Chordata; Mammalia; Carnivora; Mustelidae
Gene: ZNF529
Product: zinc finger protein 529
Exons: 7
Coding region: 217-2760 (847 amino acids)
Biological process (GO): regulation of transcription by RNA polymerase II
Cellular component (GO): nucleus
Molecular function (GO): DNA-binding transcription factor activity, RNA polymerase II-specific; RNA polymerase II cis-regulatory region sequence-specific DNA binding
Source: RefSeq, a predicted model, not a curated record